Messenger RNA from Diatraea saccharalis (sugarcane borer), 2755 nucleotides. The record is from the annotation of a GenBank genome assembly. Lineage: Eukaryota; Metazoa; Arthropoda; Insecta; Lepidoptera; Crambidae.
CCACCUCAUUUCCCACACCCACCUCAUAUCCCAUACCCACCACAUAUCCCACACCCACCUCAUAUCCCACACCCACCACAUUGCCCACACCCACCUCAUUUCCCCCACUUCCAUUUAACAACAACAGCGCCAGAAAUGACAAUCACCACAAUUACUAAAGUGCCGGAUACGACAGUUACUGCAACAAAUAUAGUGCCGGAGGCAACAACUACUACAACAACUAAGCUACCGGAGACAACAGUUACUACAACAACUGGAGUUCCUGAAACGACAGUAAUUACAACAACUAAAAUGCCGGAAUCCACAAUUGCUACAAAAACUAAAGUGCCAGACACGACAGUUGCGAUUACAGCUAAAGUAACAGAAACAACAGUGGCUGCAACAACUAUGGUGCCAGAGACAACAAUUGCUACAAAAACUAACGUGCCAGAGACAAAAAUUGCAACUACAACUAUAGAGUCAGAGAGAACAGAUACUAUAACAACUAUGGUGCCAGAGACAACAUAUACUAUAACAACUAUGGUACCGGAGACAACAAUUGCAACUAAAAGUAAAGUACCAGAGACAACAGUUACAGCAACAACUACAGUGCCAGAGACAACAAUUGCGAUAACAACUGAAGUGCUAAGGACGACAACUAUUAUCGCGGAAACAACUAAAGCGACGCCGACUAAAGGUCUGGAUAUGACAGUUGAUGAAUUAUAUUGUGAUAUUCAAGCAAUCGAAAUUGAGCUGAACUAUUUCUGCAACAACGAUUCUGUUGAGGAGGCCCUCGAUAAUCAAUAUAUUUUGAAUGUUCCAUUGGAAGGCUAUACAGAAGAAAAUUUCGAUAUAAAAAUAAAACAUCGUGUGCUCUCCAUUUUCGCUGAAAAUGUCUUACCACCUAAGACGCAUAUGGAGCUCAGACUGCUGCCCUCAUUGGUGGAUAAAACUAAAGCAAUAUGGCAAUAUGAAGAUGGCGUAUUACAGAUCACAUUGCCAAUAAAAACAAAUGAAACUGGUUGCAACGACAUGUAUAUUGAUGAUUCUAUAAUAUCUGUACCUGAAUUCGGACAAGCCUAUACGAUUUCUUUCUGAAAAAAAGAGUUUAUUCGGUUGUUUUAUAUUUUCUUUAAAUUCAUUAUGUGACUUUAGACAAGGUAUGCCUAAGCUAAUUUUUAGACUUAAUUAUAAGUCGUACGUAAUCAUAGCAUUUUAUUAAAUAAUUUUAGUAUAUUAUAUGAUCUUAAAAUAUAGAGUAUUCCACAUCAAUAUUAGUAAACAAAUUAUAGUAACUCACUAUGUCAACUUUUACGCUUUAUAAAAAUAAUAAUAAACUGACAUACAUUUGGAUUGUAACUUUACUUCAAGAAUAAUUUAUUAUUUUGUGCAAAUAAUAUUAACACAUAAAAAGCAAGAUUCUCGAUUCUACUGAAUUUUAAAAAAAAUUUCAUGUACGAUAUUCGUAAAUUUUUAUGCUAUUUUUAUUUUAAAGGCAUAAUUAGCUAUACAUUAUGAGGAUACAGAAUAUUUGAUUGUUGCUAUGAUAUGGAUAUCGAAAUAAUAAUUUAUAUUUGUAACGAAAAUGAAUAAUUUAAUUAUAUUUGUAAUAUAAUAUACUUAUAAUAAAGCUAAAGAGGUUGUUUGUUUGGUUGAAUACGCUUAUCUCAAAAAUUGAUUUAUUUUGUGUCGUAAAGUCCAUGUACAAAAUCACGUAAUGACUAAUAAGAGUGUAGUAGCAAUGAAAAAUGUUGCUAUAACGGGAUAAAAAUAUUUUUUAGAGCGUUCUUUGCGUGUGUACGUAGCGGUGAAAGUUAUCAUAUAUUACGAAAAAUGUCCUGUUUAAAAGUAAAUAAAAUCCGCGAUCUGUUUAUAUAUUAUCCCGAAAAAUAGCACAUAAAGAGACGUUACCAUAUAAACCAUUGUCAGCAAUUAAAUUUGUCAUUGUAAUUAUUACCAGACAUUUUUUUAAAGUGGAUUUUUAAGCAAUUUUCACUAAGAUUAUUUAAGCUGCUUAGACAGGAUUUAAUUCUUUUUUUUUUAUAAAUUCAAAUGAGUAUCGAUUCUACUGCGCACUAAAUGGUGAGAAUAGCAACUAGACUUUCCUAUAAAGACAUGCACGUUAUACACAGAAACACCGGUAGAUUUUCCUUAAUUGGUUUUUAUCUAUUGGGCAGGCCUAUGGCCCAGCAGUGGGGACGUUGAUAAGCUAAUGAUGAUGAUAUAAAGGUGGAUGCUCACUGGCAGAAAUCUAAUUAAGAUUAGCUUAAAAAACCAGUAUAGCAGGCCAGUGUGCACACACUACGCUAAGCAUAGUAGGGCGAAGACGCAUGUUACAGCUAGUUAUUCCAAUUAAGUGAAGCAAACUUCAAUCAAAUUAUUGUUCAUGAAAGAACAUGAAAGAGAACGAAAGAACAACCAAAUUCAAGAGAACUAAUAAAUGAAAAUUUUAAACCAUAAUGUAAUAUGUAAAUAUAUAGAUUUACAGUAUCUUACAAGGCCAGCUGCAAGGAAAUCUACAGCCUAUUGUAUUCAACAACAAUGCGAAACAAUUUGGACUCUCUCAAGAUAUUAUUACUUGGCCUCCUAAACCAGGAGACGAAGAACAAUUUCAAGUAUACCUACUUAAAAAUUGAUCCCAAAAAAUUAAGCCUAAAGAACGGUUAACUGCGAGUCGGAGUCGUGCACGAAGGGUUAAGUACCAAUAUCUAUAAAAACGCAAAAAAAAAACAUGUUUUUUUAUAUGGGAACCUCUAAUAUUAUUUUAUUUUGGCUA